Exophiala viscosa is the source of this 1942-nucleotide messenger RNA. RefSeq lists its product as uncharacterized. The transcript is spliced from 2 exons. The record is from RefSeq and is a predicted model, not a curated record. Gene Ontology annotation, molecular function: protein binding. Lineage: Eukaryota; Fungi; Ascomycota; Eurotiomycetes; Chaetothyriales; Herpotrichiellaceae. The coding region runs from base 164 to 1786 and encodes 540 amino acids.
UUACGGUAACCGGUCUCUAUCUACCAGCAGGACCAAGUGUGGACAGGCACGCUGGGGCUGGAAGGAGGAUGAGUUCAGCAUGAGCUUGGAAGAGUUGGAUAUAUUUUGGAUAUUCGAAUUGGGAAAACACGAUUGACCAACAUCCCGAUCGCUUGCCUCGAGCAUGACCAAAUACUUGUUCCUGGGCGCAUUGGCCCUUUUGGCUCCUCCUGCAUUCGCGCAAAGUUGCAUCUCACUACAGGGUUCGACGACGUGUCCAGCUUUCAAUGCUUCCUCCAUUUCAACCGAUACUACUUUAGUCGGUCUAUAUCCCUUUCUAGCAUAUGUUACGUCGAGAGAGACCUUCGACACACAAUUAACGCAAUAUGUAUCCCACGGAUACGUACAAUCGAAAUACGUCAAUUUGUUUGGUUGUGACAACAUCAAUUUGGGCAACACCAGCGACUACUACGCCCGAUAUACUUUGAGCUUUAUCUGCAACGGCAUUAUUCAGAACUCCAAGACGCCUUGCGGCCUGUCAACCGCCGAUUCACAACCUUUAUGCGCCGACUCCUGUGCCGAUCUGGCAACAAGCGAGGAAGAGAUUGUUUCAAGCAGCCUAUGUUCAGGUAAAAACAGCAAUUAUGCCAACCAACUUCGAGCCGACUUCACAAAUUGCGCCUUGCCAGCCAACUCUAUUAGUGGAAGCUGCAUCUCAGGCGAAGUCAAUGAGCCUGACGAAUGUGGAUUUGGAGGCAAUUUGCAGGGCCUCUGCAAUUUCUGUCGUUCGAGCACCGUCAAUAGCACCGACUCGUGCUGCGUGACCUCAAAUGCGACUGGCCGUUGUGAGGAUGUGACCCUGCCAGUCUUUUCAACCAUCUCAAAUUUGCUCUCCUCUACAGCAAGUUCAACGGCAUCGCCCACUAGUAGCAAGAGUGCUGGUGCUGCCAAAUCUACCAGCCACCAUGGCCUCAGUGGCGGAGCUAUUGCAGGUAUUGUGGUCGGAGCAGUCCUCGGCUUUCUACUUCUCUGCGCCCUUAUCGUCCUCUGUGUCUUUUGCCUGCGUCGAAGGCGCCACGGUAGCAAAGCUGGCAGCCUUCUCAACCAGCCAUCUCCGCAAAGGAAAGGUGAUCCUGCCAUGGCAUAUAAUCAGCCGAUGUCUCAACAAGGAUAUGAAGUUCUUCCCGGCGGUCGAGUGGCACGUAUGUCUGCAUUGCGAGACGACCAGCAGCCCGUGAUAGGUCCGCGCGGCAAUUAUACCUCACAUACGGAUCCGUAUGGUGACAGUCCAGAGUCGCAUGAAAAGGCCGUGGGCAUGGUUGGAACCAAACAUGAUGGAUCACCUGGUACGGAAUCCCAACAUAACAGCUCUCCUGGCGACUUCUCCUCUCCGGAAGGUGUCGGCAGUGGUCAGUCAGAACAACUUCCUUUCUUCAAAGACUACUACUCGAAUGACGACAUCCAUCCUGGCGAUAAGGUCGCUGCGCUCUGGGCGUAUCAACCUCGUGCUGGAGAUGAAUUCGAGCUCGAAAGAGGGGAUAUGCUCAAAGUUGUCGGCAUCUGGGAUGACGGCUGGGCCACCGGAGUGCGAAUCAAUGAUCGAGCCGAGGACUAUGAUGGCAAGCAUAAGGUGCAACGAGACAGCGGCGUGUCCAACGGCUCCGAGGGCCGCAACGAUUCACCAACCCCUACCGGAGAAAUCAAGGCUUUUCCCUUGGUCUGUGUUUGUCUACCUGAGGCGUGGAAAAAGACGGUGGAGGGUGAUACUUCCACCGAAGGCGGCUCAGGUGGUUUUGCUCUCCCAUGAGGAUGGAGUCACACAUGAUGCUGCAUUUACGAAGACAUACGAUUAGCCAGGGCGUUCCGGAUGCAUGGUCGAUGAUCCAUGAGAACUACACUAUUCGAUAAUACCAGUAAUACUACGAGGACGACCUCCACGUUCCGAAGAAGCCGACCAUACAAU